ACAAACAUCAUUUUCUUGCUGUUUUCCGUGUUCCAAAAAACAAAAUAAUAUGGAUCAUGAUCAGGAAAAAGAAACGGUUCAAAGUACACCUUCUCCAGCAGAAAGUAAAGAAAAUGUUGAUCUCCCGUCUUCUUCGAAGGAAGCUAAUACGGAUGAGCCGGUAGUAGAGAAUCGUGACGAAACUGGGUCUGAUACCAACAAUGGAGGCGACGAUGAGGAGAAGCUGCUGGAGAAAAUCGAAACAUUGAAAGGUGAUCGGAUUGGAGAAACAAUGUACUCGGAGCGAUUCGUUCUCUCUACCAUUCUGAAGCUUUCACAGCGGACCGACAAGUUAUUGGAGGACGAGGAAGAGUUCGAGCGGGAUCUAUGCAACCUAUGGGAUAUGACGAUCGAACCGGAUGUCGUGCGGUUUUUGCUUCAGCAGGAAGUAAUCGAACUGUUCCUUGCGCUCGCCACAAACUCUACGGACUACAGACUGAUUGAGAUUCUGUUCGGAAUCAUUGGAAACAUGUGCUGUGUCAGUGAAAUGCACGACUAUAUUUACCACCACAGUGAGCUCCUGCUAAAUCUAUGCGAUUUUCUCACGUUGCCGGAUGCCCCGGUGCUGGUCCAACUGAUGCGCACACUGACGACACUUUUCGAUCGAUCGGACGACGAGCAGUACCGCUGGUUUGACGUGAUGCGAAAGGUGGACAAUCUGGUAGAGAAACUGGCGGUUUUGCUUGCUACCAGCACUAACCGGGCGUUACUUGAGCAUACGGUCGAAACGAUAAACGCUAUGGUAAAUCGGUUCACCGAGGCAGAAAUGGACUACGCCCAGCUGAAGGAGUUUUAUUGUAUUUUUGCUAAAAGCUGCCUCCCUGAGGGACUGUUCGAAGCAUUCGGGCAACUUUAUCCUGCAAAGGGCAUAGAUGCAACCGGCACAGACACCAACGGAUUCGAUGAGGAUCCACUGACGCUUAAGGAUCUCAAAACGAUGCGUCGCUUAUUGGAGGUUCACGAACACUUCAUAGUGAACGCCAACGAAUUGUACGAGUCGCACGUGGAGGAAGUGGUACAGUGCGUUUACCGCGUGCUCGUAUCGUUCGUCGGCGAAAGUAUGCUUUUUCCACUGACGAAACAUCACGUCGCCAUGUUCGUGUCGAUCAACAACAUUUACAGCGGAAUAAUGUACCACUUCCACUGCGAGUCCUUCGUCUGUAUGGUUCGCAUCUACGAAAUGUUGUCGAAGGCAAUGAAGGCAAACAAUGAGAGCACAAUGGAGCACGAUCAAGAACAGCCGGAUGGUGGCGAAGAAGAGUUCGAUGCGGAAACGGCAUGUGCCGAGCUGCUGGAGGUGUUAUUCUAUCUUGUCGGCCCUAUUGACGAGCAGAUCAUCCGUGGUGCCGUGCUGGGAAGCAACCUAAAUCCCACUACAAUCGAUCAGCUCUGCCGGGGUAUGCGGGAAGCUAUGGACGGAGAUCCACUACUGUAUCAGACAUGUACCAAGUUAAUGAAUACCGUCACCCUCACCGAAAAUGCCCCACAAUCGCUUCACACGAACGGACACGAACAAGCAGAGCAGCCACCAAACGCAGACUAAAAGUUCAUCCCUCAGGAAGGAUGUUUGAAUUAAUAGGAAGAACGUAAUUUUAAUGUAACAAUUAUUAUAUUGUAAUACUG
Messenger RNA from Anopheles coustani, 1662 nucleotides. RefSeq lists its product as uncharacterized. The record is from RefSeq and is a predicted model, not a curated record. NCBI's taxonomy places the organism in Eukaryota, Metazoa, Arthropoda, Insecta, Diptera, Culicidae. The coding region runs from base 50 to 1582 and encodes 510 amino acids. The transcript has a single exon.